AUGGUUCGCCUCAAACUAGAACCACAGUUCUUAUCGCCCUGGACUCAACGCUUGGCAGACCGAUACCUCAGAAAGGGCACCUUGCAUGUUCCCGUCUUGGGAGUCGAAGAAGAGGUGUCCCUGUUGGAUACAUCGAUACCGGAACAUGCAAAUCUUGCAGUACCUCUCGAGCCCCAGAAGUUAGAACGUCGAAAGAAGAAUUUGAAUUCUAGACUAUUACAACUCCCACGCGAGUUGUUGAUCCAUGUUAUUUCCUUUCUACCGGAACCUUCCUGCUACAUGGUUCAUCAAACUUGUCGGGUCCUUCGUGGACUGACCGAAACCUGUCCGUUUCAAGAUUUUUGCCGGAAAAUAAUGCACCGCGAAGAGCCUUUCCACAUCGACAACGCUCUAGACUUACCGCUACGGGAUAUAAAGUACCGCGAAGAGACUUUUUACAUCGACAACGCUCUAUGCGGACAGCUACGUGAUAUAAAGCAGAUUUUUCUACGAAGAUCCUUGUGCAUACCAUGUGGCAGGCUUUUUGACUCGGGCGAAUUGGAGGAAAGAAUGAAGAAGCUCUGGCUACCAGUCUAUUGCACCGAAUGCCACACCGAUCACCCAGAACUAGUUUUCCCCCAAGGGGGCAGAACAUAUAAUAUUUGCGUGGGACUACUGGGUGAAUUUGCCCCCUGCAAGCACCUUAAAGUCUCAGGCAAAGCCCAGGCAGAUAAAAGAGGGGAUGUUGAUAUUGUAUGCUUACACCCGGACCACUUUCCUGCGGGAACAGUGGACUCUAAAGAAACAGCUCACGCCCGUAUACAGUAUCGCCCACAUCUCUAUACCUGUGAAACCUGCGCCGUUACUGGCUUUUCUGGCGGUUUGAACUACUCCCGAAGUAUUCCUUUGGUCAAGAUUGCACCUCAACAAUACCCUGGAAUGUCGGCGUUGAAGUCGCGGUUGUUCAAACAACUAAAGGAAUCUCAAGAUGGACUCUGUCAGCAUGCCUCAACUCAACUUGACUCUAUUAUAUCGUCUUUACCAUCAGACAAAUGCGGUUGUUUCCCAAGGUGCGGUCCACCUGCCCUUCGCUCCCUGCCCAAGACCGGGGCUAACUAUCGGUGUGGCCACCACGGUUACAAUUGUCGACUAUGCGGCGCACGUUACUGUUGGUACCACUUGAACGGUUAUAUUACCCUCGGAGUUCAAAUCCGGUUAGCCAACAACAGUCUAUACGGCAUGGACUACACUAUGGGCUGGAUCUCUAACAUCAAAUUUGAUCCCGAUAACCACCCUGUCCAUCUAAUAUGGAACGAAAGCUCGAAAGGUGUUCUGUGGUGCAGCGAUCCGUCAUGUGGCACCGGAUCAGGCAAUCGUUGGCUAUUGAUGGUCGAGAUACUGAAAAGGGCUUUGGUCCGCCGUCAAAGUCAGGGAUACCCCGGGCUUCCCCCACGGGACUAUUCUUGGGCCGCCAAGUUGCCUUACACACUGGAAUAUCAAGUGUUCCAGAAUGCGGCAGACUGGAUGACGGAACCAGACAUGCUAAGCAAGGACCUAAAUUCCCCUAUGGCUAUUGAAUUUCGUCCUGUACCUAUUCGCCAGGGCUGA
This is a messenger RNA of Fusarium venenatum, 1587 nucleotides long. RefSeq lists its product as uncharacterized. Gene Ontology annotation, molecular function: protein binding. Lineage: Eukaryota; Fungi; Ascomycota; Sordariomycetes; Hypocreales; Nectriaceae. The record is from RefSeq and is a predicted model, not a curated record.